Drosophila albomicans is the source of this 1834-nucleotide messenger RNA. RefSeq names its product cilia- and flagella-associated protein 206. Gene Ontology annotation, cellular component: ciliary basal body; axoneme. The record is from RefSeq and is a predicted model, not a curated record. Gene Ontology annotation, biological process: regulation of cilium beat frequency. Bases 80 to 1816 code for a protein of 578 amino acids. The transcript is spliced from 3 exons. NCBI's taxonomy places the organism in Eukaryota, Metazoa, Arthropoda, Insecta, Diptera, Drosophilidae.
ACAUUAAUAUCGCAUAAAUUGCGUUACAUUCUCGAGUUUCUUUUUUAUAAGCAACAUUUUAAAUUGCAGUUAAAUCACUAUGUCGCAUCCCCAUCAAAAGACUCUCAACGAGAUUGGCCAACGUAUCAUGGCCAAGCUUAAAGAACGCGAUAUUGAGCCGGACGCGAAAUUUGUCAAGUUUAUGGUGCAUCUCUUGGUGCGCGACAUGCGACGUGGUCUGCUCAAGACUGACCUACAAGAUCCCAGCAAGUGCAAAUUGAAUCAAUUCAUUGGCGACAUUGUCGCUGGCUAUUUGAAUCCUAAUGACACAACAAUGGCCAAUCUACGCAUGUCGUGGAUUAUGAAGACGGGUUAUGGCAUUCAAUUAUCCUUUGUGCAAGAGCAGUAUGAAUUGAAGUUUCAGCAGGAACUCAAGCUGCUUAUACACGACAUUCUACAGUAUCCGGAGACGAGCACCAAGCUGCAGCUGGAUCAGCUAUUUGCCAAAAUGCAGGUCUUUAUUGUGGCCAGCUAUCAUCUGGGUUCGCCCAAGAACCAUGUGCUUCUGAAGCUAACGGCACAGGCUCUAAACAGUGUGAUUGGACGCAGUGAUCUGCAGAACUAUGUGCUCAAGAAGAAGUAUCACCGACAGGAGUAUCUGCAGCGACUGGCGGCCACGGUGGCGGGCAUUGUCAUCUACAACAACGACGGACCCGACGGAGAUCGCGAGAAUGUGCGAUACGUCAUCUGUGAUCUGGAGAUGGCGCAGCGCAAUACUUCGACCGUUUUUGAAAAGUUGCUGGAACGUAUGGAUAACAUGAGUGGCAACUGUCAGCGCGCCAUUAGCAAGCAAUUGAAGUUCAGCAACCAGGACACGACGCUGCACUAUCAAGUGCCGCUAGAGCAAUUGCAGCGCAUCAAUCAAUUUACAAUCACAUUCAUAAUGCUGCAUCGUUGUCUGACGACGCUGAGGCUAAGCUAUGAGCAUACUGCGUAUUUGAUUGGUGUGGAAAAGGAACGCUAUGACUGUGUGGUGGCCAAGAUUAACGACACAUUGGCCAUGCGCACGGCCAUCGACUCCGAACUGGUCUUCCCACACUUUGUGUACUUGUCCAAGGUGUGGAGCAAUCUGAAUCAUUAUUUCAAUCACAUUGUGGAGCUGAAUAAGCUGUGCGAACAACUGGAGAUGCAAGUGCCCAACUCAAUGGACGAACGGGCAUUGGAAAUAAUUGAGGAGAUUCAAGUGAUGGCGCAUCGCCGCCACAAGCCACAUCAACGCAGCUACGAUGAGUGCAUGGCCGCCUUGAAUGAGUUCCGCACCGACGGCAAUUUCUGUACUCUGGCCCAGGCGGACAUCAAGGACUUCUGCGGGCUAUCGCUGGCUGUGACGAAUGGCCUGUUGCUGCCGGCAAAAGUGCAACGAAAGCUUUGCAUGAAUCUGGACAUUAAGUUCGGCUUUCAAGAUCAGACAUAUGCGCGCAUUGGCGAAGUUAGCUUUGAGCACUUCAUUGCCGCCUUUAGGCAGGCAAUCUUCAACAAUGCCAAUCUUUGUCUGCUCUUCAAGUUAGACGACAUUCUGAUUGCCAAGGAAAUGCAGCCAAAAGCUGUGGAGCCGCCGUUGAAAAAGGAUUUUCAGGGUCAAACAGAAUUGAUGAUUGAGAACGAUUUGUCGCCAUCGAACUGGAUCAAUGUGACGUGGAAUGCCUGGGACUAUCAUCGCGAGACCAUUCAUCUGGCUGGCAUACGCAAGUGUCAGACCCGCGAUGCCCAAACUAAGGUCAGCUAUGGCCAACGCAAUGCUCAAUCUCAGGCCUAUAAUACAAGGCAUCAUAUGUGAACUGAACUUGCCUUUCUU